This is a messenger RNA of Thyridium curvatum, 1308 nucleotides long. RefSeq lists its product as uncharacterized. The record is from RefSeq and is a predicted model, not a curated record. The transcript has 3 exons. Bases 1 to 1308 code for a protein of 435 amino acids. NCBI's taxonomy places the organism in Eukaryota, Fungi, Ascomycota, Sordariomycetes, Thyridiales, Thyridiaceae.
AUGCGCGGGCCAACUCCCAAGAGAUCUCAGCUGUUUGUGUCUACAGAGCAAGGCUCAAGGCCACGGAAGAGGGUGCCGACCUGGCAGCUGAAUCCGCUCCACGGUCGGUCCGCCGGCCUUGGUGUGCGAGACUUUCUCGUUUCAAAUCCAGCCUGUGACAGCUGCUCCUUCAGCGCGGGCGGCAACCAGCCCAAUCGCACCGGAUCUUGCGAAGAGCCUCAUCGACCCAACUGUGCCGGUUUCCGACCAGCCAACCCAGCUGAGAAGGAAGUCAAAAACUGGGGUCGGGGGUUACUGUCGCGUGCUCCUUGUCCAAAUCUUGCAUGGGUCGUCGUCCACCUACUGCCUGUGCAAGGCGGAAAGGGGGGAGGGAGAGUCGAAGAAAAAAGGGCUCCUCCGGUUGAAGCGCCGUCAUGCCAAGGUGCCGAGGUGUCGCGCGUGUGCCUCCGCACCCCUGUCCGUCCGAAAGAGCGCUGUUUCAGCGCCGGGGUCCCGUCGCAUUGUUUCACGCCCGCCCACGCCCGCGCACCCCAAAUUUGGCGACAGAUGACACAGUCCAGCGCAGAGCAGUGUAUCAGAAAGGGCAAUCACCAUGGCCUGGUUGGCCGCUUCGAGUUUGCCGAGCCCAAGGGCUUCGAAUAUAUGGAGGUUUACGAUAAAUUUGAAGAAGAGUUGGCCUACAAAACCGACAAUAUGCAGUUGCUACGCCCCAUACUGCUGUCCUGGUUGACCAUCGCCUCCGUGGUCCGGGGUGAAGAGCUCGAAGGCCCUACCGUACCCGCAGCGUGCCGCACAAUCUGCGAGCCCAUCGUCCUCCUCUCCAAUGCCUGCGACGUCGAGCUUGACGAGGACAAGAAGAAGAAGAGCAAACGUGGUGACGGCCCUCUCGACGAGCUCGAAGAUAGGCUCGAGGCCGGCUGCCUCUGCCAGAACAAGAGCUUCGACGUCGCCAAGAUCUCCGCCCUCUGCGCCGACUGCAUCAUGCAGAACCCUACCGACAAAGAAGCCGUCAAGGACGUCAGCAAGAUCAUGUCCGAAUGCGCCUUCUCGUCCACCAAGUACGCUCCGUCCGCAACCUCUCUCGUCGCCGGCAUCACGAUAGUCGCCAUCGUCCCCACGGUCCAAGGCGUGGCGAGCCCGCCCAAGCAGACGGGCGGCCUGGGAGACUCCAACUCGGUCAACGCCGGCGCGCAGCCCCAGAGGAGCCUUGCUUCCAGGAGGAGCUUGGCCACCUCGGCCGACGGGGCCAUAUCGGCGGCCCUCGGCGCCGUCGUCCUCGGCUUUCUCUUCUGUACAAUCGCGUUAUGA